UGUUUCGGAAGUAAACAAACCUUACACCGUUCCGACUCGAGCCAGUCACUAGACUGAUUGGCCAGAUAUUCAGACAGACCGUUGUUGUGUUGUUUGUUGUCAGCAGAUAAUGUUUCAGUUGACUGUGUGUAAUAGAUAGAUUUGUGACCUCAUCUGGUGCAAGAGGAAGUGUAACACAACAGUGCCACCAUGUCAAGGAAACAGUCUACGAAGCCCAUCCAAAGGAACAAGAAGUGUGAAAUAGAGAGGAAAAGGGAUGAUAGGGCGGCCCGCCGGGCUCUGGCUAAAGACCGUAAAAACCGGCCACCAGGAGAGGACGUAGAGGAGUUUGUCAGCUUCUCCAACCAGCUUCAAGCUCUGGGUCUUAAACUGAGAGAGGUACCUGGAGAUGGAAACUGUUUGUUUAGAGCUCUUGGUGAUCAGCUGGAAGGACAUUCACGAGGUCACCUGCGCCUCCGACAGGAGACGGUGCAGUACAUGUCGACACACAGGCUGGACUUUGAGCCUUUUGUGGAGGAUGAUGUGCCAUUUGCUAAGCAUGUGUUAAACCUCUCACAGCCAGGCACGUUCGCCGGCAACGACGCAAUCGUGGCCUUUGCUCGCAGGCAACAAGUGAAAGUGGUUAUUCAUCAGCUAAACGCUCCAUUAUGGGAGAUUAAUGGUACAGAGAAAUCUACAUACCGGGAGCUUCACAUCGCAUAUCGCUAUGGAGACCACUAUGACAGCGUCAGAAAGAUUGGAGAUAACUCGGAGGACCCGGCGCAUCUGUGUAUAGAGAAGCUGAAUAAUUCCAGACGGUUUGGAGACGGUCAGAAGGACAACCACAGAGACCCAUCCCCUUCUCAGUCUCUCACUGAAGAUGAAGAGCUGAUCUUGAGUUUAGUUUGUGCUGACAGUCAAUCAGAGAAUCUUUGUCAACCAAGUGCCACGUCACAGAAGUGCCAUAGUGACUGGAUGGACUCUGAGCUGAAUAACCAAUUAGCAGAGAGAGAUUCUGCGUCAGAGACACACCCUCUUUUCCAAAGCAUGCAAGCGGAAUGUAGUGAAAUCAAAUCAACAACAGAGGGCAGCAUCUCACAUAAACUCAAGCUCUCUAGUAAACAACGGAAAGAACAACAGCGCCGAGAAAAGAAGAAACGUCAGGAGGAGAGACACAGGCAGAAGGUUUUACAGGAGAGAGGGUCACAUGACCAGAAUCAAAAUCCACCUGAAGCCGUUACUCUCGUGCCGGCGCUCAACACCCUGAGCAUUUAGAUCAAACGUGGGUGGGACUGAUCCUCAGUUUUUGUGGUCUGUGUGCAGUGAAUGAAUGACGGACUGUGUUGGGUGUGGGUGCGUUUCUUUAGUUUGAAAGUGACACGUGAAGUAUUGUCUAUCAGUUUGUUCUUCUUGAAUAAAUUGCUGAUUGUU
Messenger RNA from Triplophysa dalaica, 1410 nucleotides. RefSeq names its product OTU deubiquitinase 3 (gene otud3). Gene Ontology annotation, molecular function: cysteine-type deubiquitinase activity. The record is from RefSeq and is a predicted model, not a curated record. Gene Ontology annotation, biological process: protein deubiquitination. Bases 190 to 1254 code for a protein of 354 amino acids. Lineage: Eukaryota; Metazoa; Chordata; Actinopteri; Cypriniformes; Nemacheilidae. The transcript is spliced from 8 exons.